Messenger RNA from Sphenostylis stenocarpa, 384 nucleotides. NCBI's taxonomy places the organism in Eukaryota, Viridiplantae, Streptophyta, Magnoliopsida, Fabales, Fabaceae. The record is from the annotation of a GenBank genome assembly.
AUGGCGAAAUCGGCGUCGAAUUCACUGGUGCAGACUCUGAGGCGCUUCAUAAAGAAGCCAUGGGAGAUAACGGGCCCUUGUGCCGACCCCGAGUACAAAUCCGCUGUGCCCUUGGCCACCGAGUACCGCCUGCAGUGCCCCGCCACCACCAAGGAGAAGCCCUGCAUCCCCACCUCCCUCCCCGAGACCGUCUACGACAUCAAGUACUUUUCGCGCGACCAACGCCGCAACCGCCCUCCCAUCCGCCGCACAAUUUUGAAGAAGGCUGAUGUCGAAAAACUCGCUAAGGAGCAGACCUUCGCCGUCUCCGACUUCCCCCCGGUUUAUCUCACCUCCACCGUUGAGGAGGACAUCAAUGCUCGCGGCGGCGGAUACACGGGCUGA